Molecule: messenger RNA, 5968 nt
Organism: Gallus gallus (chicken)
Lineage: Eukaryota; Metazoa; Chordata; Aves; Galliformes; Phasianidae
Gene: FAM169A
Product: family with sequence similarity 169 member A
Exons: 13
Coding region: 125-2134 (669 amino acids)
Source: RefSeq, a predicted model, not a curated record
GGGGUACGCAGGAGGUGAGCCGGCGAGUGCUGUCAGGGAGCCGCUGUCCCCGCUCGUCCCUGAGCCGCGUUCUCCUGUCUCCUCCCUCUUCCUGCCCCGCGGGAGGUCGCCUGGGGCUGAGAUAAUGGCAUUUCCUGUGGAUAUGUUGAAUGGCUACACUCAUGAAGACUUGGAGAGCUCUGCAGAGGACUACUUGUCUGAACUUCGGUGUGGGGAUCCAAAUCAGCCUGAAUUCUUAUCCCUGUCAGACCACAGGAAAAUUCCUAUUAGCUUGUCAACUGUGGGCUUCGUUCCUCUUUAUGGUGGAGAGCAGACACACAAAGUUCUUGCUUUGUUUGCACCAGAGGACUCUCUCACAGCUGUAGCCCUGUUUCUUGCUUACCAGUGGUGGUCAAUUGAUGACGUUUUGAGAACAUCUGUUUCUUCUAGAGAGGGGCUUCAGCAGGUGAAUUCUGUGGGGGAAAGGGUAGUUCUGUAUGUUCUGAAUCGAAUUAUCUAUCGCAAAAAUGAAAUGGAGAGAAACGAGACGCCAUUCCUUUGUCACAGCAGUGAUGACUAUGCUAAGAUCAUGUGGAGAAAAGGAGAGGCUGUUGGGUUCUAUUCUGUUAAACCUGCAGGAGCUGCUUUAAGCCCAUACCAUACCCACUGUUACCAGCUACCAGUGCUAGACACAAUGUUUGUAAGAAAGAAGUGUCGUGGGAAAGACUUGGGGCUAAUGAUGUUAGAAGACUUUGUGGAAUCUUUUACUGAAACCACUCUUGGUCUACGGUAUCCACUGUCAUCUUUCAUGUACAAAGCUUGUAAGCACUAUUUUGAGAAGUACCCUGGGGAUAAUGACCUUUUGUUUGAAGUGGAAGGAGCUGGAUUUUGGUUCCAGAGAAAAUCCAUUGCCAGUGUAUUGCAAAGGGAAGAACUCAUAAAGGGCUCUCAGAAGGCAAAUGUGAGUUUCCAGACAGCAGAUCAUUUUUGGCAAUCUGCAGCAAAUGAACUGAAGACUGAGCCAGAAACGCAGCUAAGUGCUGACUCUCAAAAGGACCAAGAAUCAUCAGAUGACCAUGCAAGCACAUCUGAAGACCUGAGCAUAGCACAGGUUUCCAUUCGGACACGGAGCAGUCAUUUAAAACGUGCCAAGACGGGAAAAAAUUGCCAGGAUUCUGGACCUGAAAUAUCCCAAGGAGAUGAGGAAAAUUCUCCUCACACUUCAACAGGCAGGCCAGAACUUCCCACUCACACAUCUAAAUGCUUUGAAGUCAUUGAGGAAGAACCUGAGGUUGAUGUUGAAAGUGGUGAGGAAAUGAUCACUUCAGAAGAGGACCAGAGUGUAUUAGAAACUGAGGUGCAUACAUCACCAUCUGAGAAGUUGACUGAGAUGGAGGGAACUCCAUCUGAAUCUCUGAAUGGGGAAGUAGCAGAAGAAACUUCUAAGACUGUAGUUAUGGCUGAAGAGGAAGCUGCAAAUGAAGUCCUAGAUGGUGAAUCAAAGUUGCAGUCUGAGAGUCAAGAAGAACCCUUAACACUGCUUGUUCCAUUAAUCCUUGAGUCUCCCACAAAACCUGCGGAAGAGGCUGUGUCAGAGAAGGUUUUAAAUGCAAAUGAUUCAGAAGGACUGACUGAAGAAAGUGCAUCAGUGGAAAAGAAGGGUAUUGAGGAAGACAAGCAAGAAUCUGAAGAAAAAAAGUCAUCCACUGAAAACGUAGUUGCUUUAACACCAAAGGAAGAACUCUCAAACAAUGGCUUCCCAAACUCUAUUAAAAGUGAAGCAGUAGAAGAAGCUGUUUCUGAAAAUGUGGUGCACAAACCAGCUUCCUCAGUAGAAGACCAAAGUGAGGAGGCAGAGCAGAACUCGCAGGAGGCUUCUGUUGCUUUGGGUCAGAGCUCUUUGAUAGUGGUUGAACUGGAGGGUGUUUCUUUCCAGCAGCCUUCUGGACAGGAAGGACAGAAGAAACAGACAGAAGAGCACUUGGAGGAGUCUGCUGAGCAGACAGAGCAGUACACGCAGACAGCAGCAGAGCGGGCAGCUGACAGCAGCUCUGAGGAGGCAGAAAUUGAGGUGCCCAUUGUGGAUCGGAGAAACCUGCGAAGGAAGGCUAAAGGUUACAAAGGUCCACCCAAGAAAAAAGGAAAGCCAGCUUAAAAUAAGUUGUUAAUUCAUCUAUUUGUACAAAAAAAAAAAAAAACUGUUGUGUGAAACACUAGGGUGUAACUAAACCAUAUACGACACAGGACAUUUAAAGUAAAUACUGGGUUGGACUUCCUUUUGAGAGUCAUCACUUUUGCUCAGUAUUUCUUAAAUUUUUAACCAGUAGACAUUGAUCUUCAGAGUAUGAAAAUAAACAGCCAGUCUCCUCCUUUUAUAAAGGAUACAUGCUAAAUAAAGUUGUGCUAGCAAAGGAACAGUUUGCAUAUUUCAGGUGUCAGUCUUGGAAGGAAAAAAUGAAGUGCGAAAUUCUGGCUUUAUUAAAGUUACUAAAAUUUCAUAGACUUCCAUGAGGCCAUUUAUCACAAGUUAUUUUAAAAAAUUUUUAAACAUUUGAGUGCUGCAUCUCUCCACAGUAGAGAAUGAGAAACAUCCCUCCUCUCUUCUUGUUAACUCCCCACAGGCUCUUGCAGAUGAGAUUAAAAGAAUGUCAUAUUGUAAUUCUAGGUCUCAAAAUAUACAGGAAGUUAGAACUCUGUAGAUUAAAACAACAUAGCAUCUGUCUUCCACUAGAGUCAAACUGGAGAGAAUGGCUCUGCUUCUGAAUCCCAAACUAGCAAAUUUGAUUUGCUAAUCACUUGAAACAGCUGAGUUACCAGUAACAAAAUCAGCACAGCAUCUACCAUAGCACACGCCUAAAAUGAAGUUCUUUAUGUGGGAAGAUUUAGAGAUUAGAGAUUUAGAGAUUUACACAGUAAACUAUAUCUGUAGCUUCCAAAAUGAGUGUCCUGUUAAGCCUGAGUUUCUCCAGAAUGUAUGGAGUGAGGACUCCAGUACAUUUACAAAAUGGUUUGAACAGCCUUUCUAACUACUUGCAUGUACUGAACGAAUGCUUCCUUACUUGUUAUGUUACGGGACAAGACAAUUUUUGAUCUAGUAUUGGUCUGAUUGGAAGUGGUGCUUUGUGUUUUCCAGAUAAUUACCUGAUGCUGUUAAAAUGUUGUAGCUGCCAGGUGUGUGACUCCUGUGAACUCUGGCAUUUCGGGUGAUUGUGACAUUCAUUAGUGUCAAAAUAUUAGUGAAUGUUUCAGUGAAUGCUUUUUUUUCCCCCAAAACUUCUAUGCCUUUAGGAGUUAUCAGGAGACUGUUGAAAUUAUUUGUGAUUCCCACUUCCUUUUUGUAAAUUGAGUGUAAUUUCUGGGCUGAUAGUGUCCCAGUUCAUAGCUCCUACUAAAAGCAGGAACUAAACCUUUCUAUGUACAAGUAGAGAUACAAACAGACUGCUAUGCAUAUUUACUUUCAGAAAUUCUCCUAGCAAAGCAUAUAUUUAAGACAAUUUGUCAGGUUUACAUUGAGUUACUCCUUAAUUUGCAAUACAUUUAUUUCAGCAAAUGAAAUUCCUCUUGUAAAGAGCUGAAAAGUCAGGAAUAAGAAAGAACAGUGGUUCUGGUAACAGGAAAUCACACAGCUAUUUAAUCUUAGAUUAGUGAACUAGUGUCCUACUGUGUCUUGAAAGUGCUGGGCUUCUGAAAAUUGCUGUUCAGGUUCACUUGAAUAGUUGCAAUGCUGUCUUAAUUUUUGUCCCUCUGUGAAGCUAAAGUAAGAAUCUAUUUUAUGCCUAUAGUUUAAGCGUAUUUAUAAAGUAUUUUAACUGUAUAAGAUGUAUUCUUACUAUUUAUUUCACCUGUUGAAGUACAAUCCUAUUUUUAAUCUGAUAAAAAAAAAAAAGCUUACGUGGAAGGUGGUGUUUUUGUUCUUGUUAGACACGUUUGAAUCAAAACUUUAUGUAAUACUUUAGACUUCAGAGUGGAUGGGAUAACUGAGUUUCUUGGAUAUUAAGCAUAGUUGCAACUUCCUGUCAGUGUGUAGUUACUUAUGAACCCUGUGACUGAUAGAUGUUCAGGAUCUUUUAUGAUUGAUUGUAAACACAUUCAAGUGAACCUUAAGAAUUCCUGAAACUAAACAUUUUCUAUAAGGCACAUGGGGCAAAACUUGUUACCGACAGUAUAAUUUGUCUUAUAAUGCUAAGUUACUGUAAAAAACAAAAGAAAACAAAAAAAAAACCCCACAAACACACACACACAGACACGCACACACAAAAUCUGUAACACAUCUGUUACGUUAAGGAUGGAAUCUGAGGGCUGAUGGUUUAAGAAAUUCUGAUUGUAUACACUUUAUACUGAUUCACGUUCCAUUUGUUAGAGCAAGCUUUACUAAGUACUAAUCUGUUAAAUACUUCAAUUGGUACAAAUGGAUUCACACUCAAGAAUUCUGUUGUUCACAAACAAGUGAGAGCCACUUAUUUCCUCUAGGUGGAUUUUUUUUUUUUUAAUGCAUAUUUUUGUCACUUGUAUUUCCCUGUAAGGUUGGAAAACCCUUUGUGGGAAGGAUAUUUAACUUCUGAUAUUUCUUUUCAUGGCUAAGUUGGGACUAGUUUCAAUUAGUUUCUUACUCUUAGGGCGUUUGUGUAUUGAAUGCAGGAAAACCUACAACAGAAUUAUUAAAUGAGGUCAGUCUUGGUUUCUGCUGAAAACAGUCAGGCAUCUGAUCAAAUUCCAGAGAGUUUCGAAAUACUGAGCUAAAGUUCGUGUCUUUAGGUGUACUCUUGAGUAGCUAGCUCUGGUUGUCUGGGGUACCUGAGAUAGUAGCCCAUGGCCAGAUUGUUAUCUACCUGUUGUUGGCAGUUGUGUUGCAAUUAGCAGUUCUAGUAAGCAAUAUGGUCUUGAAACCUAGAUAUAGUUCUUAACUGUGGUCACAGCAGUACUGCGAGCUAGAAUGGAGUUUAUUUCACUAAUAACUUUUUGGGCAUCAGUCAUCUUGCAGUAAAUAUUGAGUAGCCAAAUCAAACUACCGAUUUAAAUAAUAGUUUGUAUUGUUGUGCUGAUUGUCCAAUUGGAACAGUAGUUUAAUAGUCUACACCUUCUGUUGCAUUAAAGCAAGGGAACUUACCUGACAACUGUACUGACUGAAAUGUUUUAGCUUGGGGAAGAACGGUGCUUGGACACUUUUUCUUUGGUUGGUUCACUGUCUGGCUUACUACCACUGAACUGCUGAAGAAUUUAAGAUCUUACCACACCAGCAACCAGUGAUUAAAACAUCAAGUUCAUUUGUUUGUACCAAAAUACUGUUACAAUAUGCUGUGGAUCUACGCGUGUAUGAUGAAAGCGAGCAGUAUUAUUUUUGAGCUUUAUUUAGCCUGGGAAUGGAGUUUAAGGAAUCUUUAUUUGUGACUUCCACCUUGCACUGAAAUAGUAAAUGGUUUCGUGUUUGAAUGCAUCGCUUGUUAAAAUGUUUCUCUUGUACUGCUUCUUAAUUUUUAACAGAACUUGCUUUGUUUCUCAGUUUCUUUUGGUUUCUUCAUUUCAUGCAGAAUUCCUGUUUUCCGUUCUCAUGUUCCAUACCCCUUUCCAUAAAAAUAGAUAUUUAUUCCAGUUUGGUUUUAGUUUGUUUUAAACAACUCAUGCUUUGUUUGUCGGUGUACUUCUUUUCCAUUUCAUUUGUGGGUGUCAGUAAUCAAAUCGAUCACUUAGAACUUAUCAACACUACUAGGAUGAAAACAGCAAUAAAUAGACCUAAGUUUCAUCCUCUCCUCGAGUGAGCAUUAAAAAAUAUUAUUACCAAGGGGAUACACUUCUAUAUUUAUUUUCACAAACGUGGUGUUAGAUGUUUUUUAAACUAGUGUUUAUAAAUCCUAUGAAAGAUGUGAUGCUGUUCUAGAGUACUGUACUUAGAGCUAGGUUAGUGUGUUCUGAAUUUUCCUUUCUUUGUAUUGUCUUGACUGCUUCUGAAAUGUUUUGAAACAGUAAUUAAACUUAUUUUGUGAUUUAUUUU